Molecule: messenger RNA, 143 nt
Organism: Eurypyga helias (sunbittern)
Lineage: Eukaryota; Metazoa; Chordata; Aves; Eurypygiformes; Eurypygidae
Gene: DNAAF19
Product: coiled-coil domain containing 103
Exons: 1
Biological process (GO): inner dynein arm assembly; determination of left/right symmetry; epithelial cilium movement involved in extracellular fluid movement
Cellular component (GO): outer dynein arm
Source: RefSeq, a predicted model, not a curated record
AUGGAGGCGGACGGAGCCCUCAACCCCGCGGCGCUGGAGCGGGAGCUGCGGGCGGCAGUGGUGGCCGAUGAGAAGUGGGAGAGGGAGAACGAGGCCAAGCUGCGGGCCCUGCGCCAGCACGUGCCCUCCUACGAGGAGUUCAG